GGUAAAGAUGACUCAGGAAAAAAGAAAAUGGGUGGAGAUGACUCAGGAAAAAAGAAAAUGGGUGGAGGAGACUCAGGAAUGAUGAUGGGUGGAGGAGAUUCAGGAAUGAUGAUGGGUGGAGGAAACUCAGGAAUGAUGAUGGGUGGAGGAGACUCAGGUAGUUCUGGUGGAACAAUUAACUGUGGCGAUUCAAACAGCGGAGGUUUACUUGGUAAUAUUGUCAUUCUUGGAAGUGAUAGCUCACAAGAGUGUGGAUAAACUUAAAAUUGAAAAACUUCACUCUUGAAUUGAAAAACAAAAGAAAUAUUUAUUAAUAAAAUUGAAAAAAAAAAUUAUUUAUUCAUGUAUUAGAGAAAUACACGCAUUUUAUCAUGUAUUAUAUUACGAACAAGUAUUGCAUUUUGUAUUAGAUGAUAUAUAAACAUAGCACACAAUUAUUAUUAUUA
Parasteatoda tepidariorum (common house spider) is the source of this 446-nucleotide messenger RNA. RefSeq lists its product as uncharacterized. The record is from RefSeq and is a predicted model, not a curated record. Lineage: Eukaryota; Metazoa; Arthropoda; Arachnida; Araneae; Theridiidae.